AUGGCUUCACUAGAGGGCAUUGAAGUCAAUACGAAAAAGAAAACAGGUCUACAAAUAUACACUUCUCGACCUUGGGAAUUGCUCAAAACAGGUUUUUUGGUAGCAUCUUGGAUUGUUCUGGGAAUUCAUGGGGAACUAGUUGGUCCAACUUUAAAAAUAUUGGCUUUGCAGAUAGAUGUAGCUUUCACUGGAAUCAGCACUGUUUUAGUUGCUCGUAGUGGUGGAUACAUAACUGGAAAUAUAGUUGGAGGUGCUAUGAAAACAAUGGUUAAACGCUAUCCCGAAGUUUUUCUUGCUGUCGGAUUUUUUAUCCCAUCCGUUGGAGGCACAACCCUUAUAUUGGCUAUGUGGGAUGAGCAUGCAUCAACUCCAUUGAAUACAGUUCACUUGGGCUUUGGUUUUGGUGCUGCAUUAGCAAAUGUUCUCGUAGGUCGAUUUCUCGGUAAAAGACAGCAGCAUGAAUUAUCCAAUUCAAAUAUCAGUUCUACAAUAAGAAAUCUCUCAUUUUCGUCUUCAACAAAUAUCAAGAUUCCAUAUUCAAUUGCAGCGGGUCUUUGCUUACUGAUAGCCAUUGGCCAUUUGAUCUUUGCCAUUUGUGAACAUCGAACGCGACGUCAAACACUUCAGAUUAAACAAGUCAAUUAUAGUGUCGUGAACACGACACCUGUUGACGAAGUUCGACCUGAUGAUUCAGAAAAUUCGCCUCAAAAACGUAACUCUGGUGGUUCUUAUUAUAGCAUAGUCAUGCCCAUUCUAUGGGCUGCUUACGUAUUUUUCGUUACCGCUCUCGAUCAAACAUUUGGUAAAUUCUUUUUUUCUUAUCUUAAUUCGGCACAAUUUCAAAUUUCAACGAGAGCUGCCUCUGUAGGUAUGAUUUUGUACUGGCUUUCGUAUUCAGUGAGUUAG
This is a messenger RNA of Rotaria sp. Silwood1, 906 nucleotides long. The record is from the annotation of a GenBank genome assembly. Lineage: Eukaryota; Metazoa; Rotifera; Eurotatoria; Philodinida; Philodinidae.